CUGCGGGCGGGGCGGGGCUGGGCGAGAGGGGCAGCGGUUUGCGUUCAGGGGGAUGAGGAGGAGGGCGGCGGUUCGCGUUGUGGCGUUCGGUGCUGCGAGCACGGGGGCAUAAAUAGAUCGAGUGAUUCACCUAGGGAUGACUGACAUGGCUAAAACUAGUUUUUAGGGCUUAGCGGCUCUGAAACGAUGGUGAGUUCUCUGUUUUCCAAUCCCUGACAGAGAAAAGGCUAUUUAUUUUUAAUGAGGUCUGAUAAAUUAAUAUCGGAAAUCACAUCUAUAAGCAGGAACGUGCCUUGGAGAGCGAAGCCACGCUUGCUGAUAGAGAUGGGUUUCCUGGAAUUUGGGGUGGUGAAUUCCAUGCUUUCUCACAGGAAUACCAAGAGCUAUUUCUGACAUUUAUUGUAAAUUUGAAAGCAUCUACAGAAAUGUUACAACAUUAGAGAUUUUCAUGUUCACCGUACAAGCUAUCGUUGCAGAAACGGCUGUUUUUCACUGGGAAAAUAUCUUUUGUGUGCAACGGAGGUGGGAACCGGGUGGCUGAGCAGCACAGCGACAAAGCACAAGGAUCUGAAAAUGCAAAAGACUGCGGAGCACUGAGCUGUGCCCAUGCGGCUGCAGUGCGUUGUGCUGCGCUUUCCCCCAUUGGGAUGGAUGGCAAGGCACCGCACAGCAGGGAGUGCGCGCUGCGGGCACGCGCUGUGCUGCGCUGGUGGGCUGCAUGCAGGGGGUGGGCGCAGAUUUCAGCCCCUGUGUUGCAUUCACGUGUGGGUUCUGCUCAGACAUCACUGAUACUUCACGUGGAAACAAAACUAAUAUUUAACGUAACACAGCCAGGGCAGCUGAGAAAAAGACACGAUGUGUACCGCCCCGCUCACAUCUCUUCAAGAGAAAUUUUCGUUUAAAUUUUUUGAAAUUACCUCUUUCAUGUCGUUUCACAUUUCUCUUUAGCAGUUGUCCGCAGAGAGAAAAAUGGCAGCUUCUCCCCAUUGGCCAGCUGGCUGCCAUGGAUGGCGGCCUUCUGAUGCUGGCUGCCCAGGGAAGCUGGCUGAGAAAACCUCUCUCCCUUUACAUCACCCGUGGUUUCACAUUUACCUCAGCUGUUGGUACUGGGGAAGAUGCUGAGAGCCUUUGGGAUGGGUGUUACUGCCUUAUGUUUGCUGGUUUUUUUCUUUCCUUAAAGUGAUCUUGAAUAAAUCUUGCAGGAAGAAUGCAGACAGCAAAAGUUGAGAGGUCGCCCCUUUGGCUCUACCUGGCUUGGCAGGUCUGUGUAAUAGCGGGGGACUUCCAACCUAGACCUCACUACAUUGUUCAGGAGUGAUUCUGCAUGAUGUGGACAGCUAUACGCGCCUGCAGAUGACUGUAGGGAUAACAGUACUGAUCAUACUGAAUUGCUGCAAAGACUCUUGUCUGUAUGGUUUUAUCGGUAUUGCCAUCAUACUUGGCUCAUUGCACAAAUACAUGAACUCUUUUUGGCAGAGAGCAGAAAUGGGUCAAGGUGUCUGCUGACAGCCGUUAAGGGAAGGGGUCUCUAAGGAUAUACUAUUUUUAUCCUCUUUCUAUUAGCAAAACUGAUAGACGUGGUUUUAUUUUCAAAUAGCUGCAACCAGUCCAUCCCUGAACAGGCAGGCUGCUGCUACCACACUGCAGUCAGACCAAGGAGCACAGGGAGAAGGGGCCAUUUGUGCUCCUGUUCUAUUUCUGGUCACCUGUAAUUUUCUAAUGUGGAUAAAUGAAGUAUUUAAAAACAUGAACAUAAGCAAAACUACCUGGGACAAGCUUCAAGUGCUAUAAGGAUGUAUCUUGUUGGCGGCCUUACUAUUUCUGAUCAUGUUUUAUUAUGCACACAAUCAGUGUGAGAUUGGAAACUCAGGGAUGUAUUAAAACUAGAACAAGAUUUGGAAUUGUAUCCUAGUUGCUUGCCAGGAGAUUAAGAAACGUGGACAGUCCCAUCAGUUUAGUAAACUAAUCAAGCCUAUGAAACAGCACCGAAGUGUUGCUUUUGUUACCUGAAAGCAGUGGCUGUCUGUGGUGACAACUAGAGUAAAAUGCAAUUCACACUCAUGGAGAAAGAACUCCCUGAAAAAGCAAUUUGGUUUUGGAUAAUAACAGUUAUAGUCCACAUCUCUGGAAAUAACAGUUUCUUUGAAAGUAAAUUGAUUUGCAGUUUACCAGGGAAGAAGACUAACCAUUGAAUGGGGUUGGGACGAGAAGAACUUUACCCAAUGAGUAGGACUUUACCCAAAGGAAGAAAUUAAUUCUAUAGUCCUUUUUUUGUCUUAAAGCACCACAGAAUUUGAGCUAGAAUCGGGUGAAGGAUCAUGGCUGAAAUAAUCAGAAGACAGCAGUACACUCAGUAAAGAGCAGCGCAGUCAUGGCAGGCUCGCCAGGCUGGCUUUGAGGAGCAGGAGGGCACAGCACAAAAUGCAGGCCCAGGUGAGAACUGCCCAGAUUUCUGGAGUGACAGAGAAACAGGAUUUUAGCUGAGAUCUCCGUCAAGCUGUGGACAAACAAGGCCGGGAGCGGUGUUCAGGUUCUCCCGAUGGUUGGAGACGUUCACAAGCUGUUGCCUCAGGGUUCUUUAAAAGUCCUGCUUUUGGGUGAGUGAAUGGUUGGGGCUCAUUAAUGAUAUUUCACUCAUUCAUUCAAACUCUGCGUUGCCUGAAGACCUGGAAGUCUUUCUCUUGCCACGAACCCUCCACGUUUAGGAAAUGACUUGUCUAGGCUGCCUGGGGCGUUACAUUCGAGGAGAGCGUCUACUUUCAAUGUAAUGUGCCAUUUUUGGUAGAAUUUUCAACCAAGAAAAAGAUGCUCACUUGUACAUUCAGACUAACAAGUAAGGAUAGUUCUGUGGUGGUUUACGUACUGUGUAAUGAGCAAGGUGCACUGCUAAUCGUGGAUUAAUCUCAGAAGUGCCAAAGACGACCCCUGUUUAAUGAGGUUAAAGGGCUUGGCAGAGACCACACGGCACGGCUGAAGCUGCCGCCUGCAUUGCCCACCCUGGGCCGAGUCCUCGGCUGUAGCCGCCUGGCAGCCUUCCAGCACGGCUAGAAAUAGGUGCUGGAUUGCUGCCUUUACCCGAGUGUUGCCUGUUCCUGGGGAUCUUUUCUGUUUCUAAACGCUGUUGUGCCUUAGUGGGGAUUACAGCGUUAGGGGUUGUAACAGCAGUGUGAAAUAUCUGAAAAGGAAAGGUGAGUUGAAACAACGGAACGUAACCGGAAUAUUCAUUUGCUUUCAGGAAGAGCCCAGGAGCAGAGCCCAGGAGCAGAGCCCAGGAGCAGAGCCCAGGAGCAGAGCCCAGGAGCAGAGCCCAGGAGCAGAGCCCAGGAGCAGAGCCCAGGACAUCCCCGCUCGCUCCAGCAGCAAACACAGGACGGGCACGCGCUCCGUUCCGGCAGCAGACGCGCGUGGCACGGGAGCAGCACUUUGCGGGCGGCCGCGGGCGGACCCGAAGCGCCGAGCGCCCCCUGCUGGCGGGAGGCCGCGCCGUCGCCAUGGCAACCGCGCGGACUGGAGCGGCCCCGAGGGCGGCUCGGGGCUAAGCCGGGCUGGGCGGCCGCGGCAGCGCCAGAGCCGGGCCGGGCUGCCAGCAGUUACUUUCGUAGCGUUGUGCCCGUCGUGCAGAUCGACCUUCAGACGUGGCUGAUUUGCACAGCUCUCCAGGUAAGAACUUCAGAUCUGAUGAUUGCAGCAGAACACUGGACCCGGGGCUGGGGCUGCGCUCUCUGCUGAGCCCGUGACGGCGGCUGCUGCCCCUCGCCAGGACCAUGGCUUCCAUCUCAGAGCGCACCUUCAUCGCCAUCAAGCCCGACGGCGUGCAGCGCGGGCUGGUGGGAGAGAUCAUCAGGCGCUUCGAGCAGAAGGGCUUCAAGCUGGUGGCCAUGAAGCUGACACACGCCUCUGAGGACCUUCUGAGGGAGCACUACAUCGACCUCAAGGAGCGCCCCUUCUAUGACGGCCUGGUGCAGUACAUGCACUCCGGACCUGUUGUAGCUAUGGUGUGGGAGGGUCUUAAUGUGAUUAAGACUGGAAGAGUGAUGCUGGGGGAAACUAAUCCCGUGGAUUCCAAGCCCGGCACUAUUCGUGGCGACCUCUGUGUUCAAGUGGGGAGGAACAUCAUUCAUGGAAGUGAUUCUUUAGAGAGUGCUGAGGCAGAGAUCAAUCUGUGGUUCACUCCUGAAGAACUGGUUGAUUACAGGAGCUGUGCUCACGAGUGGAUCUACGAGUAGCAGCGGGGCUGCACCUCUGCUGUCCUCGCUGUCCUCUAGUUAGCUCAGAGUCCUUCACAUCACUCCUGGAAACCCGCUUCAGAAGUCUGUGAAUGUUGAUCCGUGGUUGCUGUUGCUUUGGUUAGAAAGCUGCCAAGCUGUAGAUAGGAAUGUGCUUUUACAAACUUCUCAGGUGUUUGCGUGGGUGGUAGAGGUGAAACCGGAACGCGGAGAAGCAAAGCAUUCCGUGUUCAUAACCCAGAACAGGGCUCACCGCGUGCCCUGCAGUCAGCGGGGCGCUUUGCAGCGAGGCGCCGGGAGCAGGUGCAGGCGUGGCGGUGCCAGGUGCUGUGUUGGAGGUGGGCAGCCCGGUGCUGCUGCGUGGCGUAGCGCUGUGCUCGGAUGGGUGCGGACAGCGCUCGUACCCAAAGCAGCGGCAGGAAAAGAAGCUCCCGUAUUUCUCUUUCCAGCGUGUCCCGUGCCCGCUCGCAGAGCUUGAUGAGAUGAUAGCUUGUCUCUAGGUGGACGUGGUUUCAAUGUUUUUUUUCUGCGCAGGAUUUAUGUAGCGUUUUGAGAACGGAUUAUAGGCCAGGCUUUUUUUGAAAUGCCCAUUUUCUGUGAAAAGAAGAUUUAAUGCCAGAGCGGAUGAGCGUGAUCCAUGAUCCACGUGGAGCCACAGCGCGCGGCCCGGUGCCGCUGCACGGAGGAUGGAGGCCGGUGUGCUGCCCAGGCCCUGCUCACCCCAGCUGUGAUGAAGGCCGCGUGGCUCCGUCUGUAGCAGCUGCACAUCCAGUGCAAACUGCUUUUGGAGGAGGUAUUUCAGAAGUGACACCAGCAAUUUUUUUUUUAUUUAAUGAGGUCAAGAAAUCCGUUCACAAUAAUUCUGAGCACCUGGCAGGAGGGGCGGCUGCUCCUAUCGCUGAGAAGCAUCAGCCUCCUGCAGUCACACAACAGUCACUGACUGCAAGGGAGCGAGGAACAAGCGUGUUGGGACCCGUGUCAUUUCUCAGUUAUCAAUAAAUCCGUUUAUUUACUCGCA
Messenger RNA from Numida meleagris (helmeted guineafowl), 5244 nucleotides. Its product is annotated as nucleoside diphosphate kinase-like. The record is from RefSeq and is a predicted model, not a curated record. NCBI's taxonomy places the organism in Eukaryota, Metazoa, Chordata, Aves, Galliformes, Numididae. The transcript is spliced from 5 exons. The coding region runs from base 3765 to 4226 and encodes 153 amino acids. Gene Ontology annotation, molecular function: nucleoside diphosphate kinase activity. Gene Ontology annotation, biological process: GTP biosynthetic process; UTP biosynthetic process; CTP biosynthetic process.